Messenger RNA from Insectozyma verbasci, 816 nucleotides. Lineage: Eukaryota; Fungi; Ascomycota; Pichiomycetes; Serinales; Debaryomycetaceae. The record is from the annotation of a GenBank genome assembly.
AUGGUUGAUUUUAACGUUAAUGGUAAAUCUGCAGUUAUCACAGGUGGUACUAGAGGUUUAGGUUUAUACUGUGCUGAAGCUUUAGUUGUAAAUGGCGCAUCAAUUGUUAUAAUUACUUCAAGAAAAGCAAAAGCAGGUGAAGAAGCAAGACAAUAUUUACUUAAGAAGGCAGAAGAAGCAAAUAAUUCAAAAUGUCAAGUUAUUUCAAUUCCUGCUGAUCUUUCAAAUGAUCAAGAUUGUUUAAGAUUUUUUGAAGAUUCAAAUAAAUUUUUAAAAGGUAAAUUGGACAUUUUAAUUGCAAAUGCAGGUGCUACUUGGGGAGCUCCAUUAGAACAACAUCAACCAGAGCAUUUGAGAAAAGUAUUAAAUUUAAAUGUCGUUGCAUUAUACCAUACCAUAAAAUUAUUUGUUCCAUUAUUGGAAAAAGCAACAAAUUUACAAGAUCCUUCAAGAAUUUUAUUAAUGUCUUCAAUUAUAUCAGUUACUACUUCUGAUCAUGUUGGAGUUUAUGGUUAUUUAGCUUCAAAAGCUGCUGUUACACAUUUAGGUAGAAAUUUAGCUGUUCAAUUUGGUAGUAGAAAUAUUAAUGUUAAUUCAAUUGCUCCAGGUUUUUUCCCAAGUAAAAUGGCAAAUGGUUUAAUUGAAGCUGCUGGUAGUUUAAUGACUGAUACUAAUCCAAGACAUAGAUUAGGUGAAAAAGAAGAUUUACAAAAUUUGGUUUUAUUUUUAUGUUCAAAACAAUCAAAUUAUUUGAAUGGUGUAUUUAUUCCAAUUGAUGGUGGUGCACAUUUGAAUCAACCAGCUGCACAUUUUUAA